Tachysurus vachellii is the source of this 2790-nucleotide messenger RNA. RefSeq names its product synaptotagmin XII (gene syt12). Lineage: Eukaryota; Metazoa; Chordata; Actinopteri; Siluriformes; Bagridae. Gene Ontology annotation, biological process: cellular response to calcium ion; regulation of calcium ion-dependent exocytosis; regulation of dopamine secretion. The record is from RefSeq and is a predicted model, not a curated record. Gene Ontology annotation, molecular function: clathrin binding; SNARE binding; calcium ion binding. Bases 226 to 1476 code for a protein of 416 amino acids. The transcript has 8 exons.
UGGAGGGAAUGCCUCUCUCGAAUCCCACCGGUCACACCAGCGUCCAGGAUGCGCUCUUUAAACUGAUGCUCUGAUUCUGAACCAAAGCGAACCUGUUAAUGCAUUUGUUUUGGUGGCUAAACGCAGCUGAUGCGUAUGGAGAGAGGAGCGUGAGAGGCAACGAAGGGAGAGCGGAGUCCCCCAUCCCCUUACACCGAAAACAAAGUCUUAUAAGGCAGUGGGACCAUGUCCUCGUCACACAGCCAGGACAUAUCUGACUACCAUGUCAGCGUGAUCCGAGAUCCUCCUGCUUGGGAGGUUGGUGUCUACCUGUUGGGCCUUUUGGUUCUGCUUGGCAUAGUAGGAGUAAGUCUAUGGAAGCUGUGGAGGUCUGGCUCUUUCCCUGCUCCUUCACCGUACCCCAACUUCAAUUAUCGCUACCUGCAGGAGAAAUAUGGCAACUCUUACUCUGAAGUCAGGCAGAAGUGUGUUGCAGCUUCCAACCACCGACGAGCAUCAUCGGCCAGCCGUAAGCCCAGCCUGCAGCUGGCUGACACACCUGACGGCUUCCGCGAACUCGGCCCUUUGGAACUGAUGAGCCGGGAGCUGGAGAUGAAGCGCUCCGCCUCAGUCGACUCACUGUGCUCCAUCUCAUCCAUUGCCCAAACCUUUGGCCAUGAUGUAACCGUGGGCCAGCUGGAGGUGACGCUAGAGCUUGACGCACGAGCCUCGUUGUUACACGUCACCCUGCAUCAGGCUAAGGACCUGAUGGAGAAGGAAGAAGAGAAUUUCCCAGGCUGCUACAUCACUGUUAUUCUGUUACCUGACGAAAUUAAUGUGGGCAUCACACGGAUUCAGAGCAACGCUUUCACCGUGUUGUUUGAUGAGCGUUUCUCUAUUCCACUGGAUGCAGCAUCUGUGGAUGAGUACAGCCUUCGUUUCUCAGCAUUCGGAGUGGACUUGGACGAAAGGAGCAUCAGCGCGGGGCAGGCUGAACUCAAAAUGUCUGAUCUCGACCUGUCCAUAAGACCUUUUGAUGCUUGGCUGUACCUCCAGGACAUCAAUAAGACUGUGGAUGCUGUUGGAGAGAUUCUGCUCUCCCUCAGUUACCUCCCCACUGCAGAGCGCCUCACUGUGGUGGUGGCUAAAGCAAAGAACCUGGUCUGGACUAAUGGCAAAACCACAGCAGAUCCAUUUGUGAAGGUGUACCUCCUCCAAGACGGCAGGAAGAUCAGUAAGAAGAAAACCUCCAUAAAAAGAGAUGAUACUAACCCUAUCUUCAAUGAGGCAAUGAUCUUCUCUGUGCCUGCCGUCGUGCUUCAGGACCUCUCCCUAAGAGUCACGGUGGCUGAAAACACAGAAGACGGGCGUGGUGAAAACAUAGGUCAUGUGAUCAUCGGGCCAGAGGCGAGUGGCAUGGGCAUCACUCACUGGAACCAAAUGCUGGCGACUCUGCGCAAACCCGUGUCCAUGUGGCACCCUCUGCGGAGGACCUAAUCUGAUUCCUACCCUCCUGUUCCCACCUGCAUGGUGCCUACUGUCUCCGUGACCCAAUCAUAAUGACUUUGAAAAAGGUCAAGAGGUCAUCUUUAUUCAGGAAAAAAACAGUAUCUUUUUAAAGCAGUUGCACAGCCAGAGCCACAGAGCAGAUCAUAAUGGAAAGACUGAAACUCUGCCUGUCUCUGCUUUAAAUCCCAGGUCCUUUUAUCCAGGUUAAAUCUGUCCUCAUUUGUAGCAGUUAUAACAGGGUGGCUGACCCGAACGAACGUCAGUCAGCACUGCGUUGUAGUCAUUUGUUCAGUUGAGUAAGCAGUCACAUUCUAAUACCAACAAAUUCUUCUUCUUCUUCUACUUCUUCUUCUUCUUAUUAUUAUUAUUAUUGUUGUUAUGAUAAUUAUUAUUUAUUGCUGUUCUGUGCGGUUUUAUAUUUUUAUGCUCACUAAAAAGCAAUAGAACUCACCUGUAUGUAUGUUGGAAAGACCUUUAACCACUUCUUUGGGAGAAUGCAGUAGUUCAAAGAGUGUAAACAUUCGUUCUCCUAAAAGCAGGUUUACAUUCCCAUCCAUCAGAGCCUUGCUUCAACUGCAGAAAUGACAGCUAGAAAGCGAGACUAGCUGUUAAGGCUCUGCGUCAUAUCACAGUGAAUGUAAACAUUAAACAUGAAACAUGAAUUAUAUAUUUGAUAUUUGCUUUUAGUUCUCAACUUUUUCCUGUGCCCUCGGUUUGCCUGCACUUUGGAAAUGUAUUCAGAGAGAUGUUAAUCACCUGUUGGAAAUGUUUGUUGAGUUUCUGCAGUUUUUAUUAAUUUAUUUUUUAUGCAUUCUGUCUAGAGAUAAGAUUUAACAAAAAAGAAAAAAAGAAAAAAAGAAAAAAAAAGAAGACAAAAAAAGACGUCCUGCCUCCAACCGUUACUGACUACUACAAGGAGUUUCGCAAUAAAAUUUCUUUCAUUCAGCAGACAUACAUUUAACAUUCAUAUUCAGAUUAGUCUCUGUUUAAAGACAUGUCAAGAGACAGUAUUCAACUAACCAGGUUCAAGUUUUCUUAAUGUAGCCUACAUGAUUAGCGUACGUCAACAAUCUCAGUGCAGUGUUUGAGGUUUCAUGACUAACUCCAUUGUACACCCAGUUUCAUCCAGUGCCAAAUUAACCACUAGAGAAGCAAUAGAGAAUAUUUUAUUUAGGCUUGAGUCGAUAUCAUGUUUGUGAUCGAUGAAAUAAAAAAAAGUCAUUUUGCAGUGCAUGAAAGUGUAAUAGAUAUGGUAUAAUGAUGUUAAAAUAUACAACUCUUUAAAUAAAGAAAUGACUCAGA